This is a messenger RNA of Stereum hirsutum FP-91666 SS1, 1197 nucleotides long. RefSeq lists its product as uncharacterized. The record is from RefSeq and is a predicted model, not a curated record. Bases 1 to 1197 code for a protein of 398 amino acids. The transcript has 5 exons. NCBI's taxonomy places the organism in Eukaryota, Fungi, Basidiomycota, Agaricomycetes, Russulales, Stereaceae.
AUGGUGAAAAGCCAGGAAUAUUGGAAGAACCUGGUUAACACUGAUCCUGCCCGCGUUACCUCGUACCUCAAUGCCUUGACGAAAUUCUCACCAGCUGCCUACAGUAGUCUACAUCCUGGCAGGACGUGGACCGAUAGAUAUGGUCAUGAUAUGGGUGACCAACCUUAUGCUGCAUCCGCUAUCUCAGAGACCGUCGUGCCAGGCUCCGACCCUGUCGAAAUCGCUUCUGGAACUCGAUGGCAGUCCCUCGUCCGCGCGGGGAUCACAGAGGCCAUAUUACGCUACCUCCUCACAAGCCCGCUUGAGGCUUCCUACACGCUAUGCGUGGAGAAUAAUGAGUUCCCUACGGAGCUCUCGAGCUUCAGAGCUUGGCUAUGUAUACUCGAACAUGGUGCUAAGAUCAUGGAACGCUUCCCAAGUUCUGCAAACCAAAAGUACCUGAUCUCUAUGACACAGAACUGGAGAAAACUGAUGCAGCAUGCUACCCUCACCAUCCCUGUCAUCACACGCUUUUUCAUUCACGCUACUGAGGCAGAAGACAUCUUCUCAUCUAUAUUCACACUGGUCAUACUUUUUAACCACUCCGACACGAGCAUUUUCGACCGCGUCUUGUACGGCAUACCAGACCAUAGCUUCGACCUCUUCUUCGAUCGAUUGGCGCACAGUAUGCCAAAGCUGGACGACGACUCUAUCCUGUUAGCAGUCCAAAUGCUCGACAGCCUCUGCUUCUCCGCCUGUCGCCUUUCCCAGGAAUCGAGAGAGCUCACUUCGACACAUCAAUUCCUAUACGCCCUCUUCCGGUUCUCUUCCCUGUUCUCCGACCUAUGCUCUAGAGUCGUAGCCUCUUGUCGAGGUAGUACUAGGAUGCAAUCUGGCCAAACUGUUGGAGAUGACGUGGCUGCUCACACCGCUAGCUCUCAGACGUCGAGUCUCAACUCUGUCUCAGGUUUACGUCGACCUGAAUUCGUUAACAUGGUCAUUCGGACCGUGGACGGUUGUGUACUCCAUGCACUUCAUCACGAACCGCAAGAGGCAAAAGGAUUCGUUAAGCUGUGCACACGGGCAGGCCUCAUCGACAUGUUCGAGAGUGUCCUUGCCUCUGAGGGACCUCUACACGCAAAAACGCCUUAUUCACCGGCGCAGAUUAUGCGUGCUUUUGAUUCCGGGUGGCAAUGUCCAAUGCGUCAUCGUAGCUAA